CACUCUCUAUCUCUCUCUCUCUUUUUUUACCUCUGCUUUCUUUAUUCCACCCUCUGCCCCUCUCUGUCUCUACGACUUUAGCUUGUCAAGACUAUUUAUUUAUUUAUGCAUCUCAUUUGAAAGUCCAUAGCUUUUGUUGUCAUUUUAUUUGUGUUGUUUUUCUUAGCUGCCCCUUCCAAUGAGAAGACGUAAAAGAUGGAGCUUCACAUUUUAGAGCACAGCUUGAAAGUGGCGAGUAUAGAGAAAGAGGGCAUCCAGAUUUGCACUCACGGAUUAAUAAAACUCGCCUUCCUGGCCUCCAAAACAAGGUGCAAGUUCUUCAGCUUGACAGAGACCCCAGAGGACUACACCAUCAUUGUGGACGAGGAGGGCUUUAAAGAGCUGCCAGAGUCGGAGCACAUCAGCGUCGCCGAUGCCACGUGGUUGGCACUCAACGUGGUGUCGGGUGGCGGCAACGCCUCCACCUCGCAGCCCAUCGGUGUCACCAAGAUAGCCAAGUCAGUCAUUGCACCGCUGGCCGACCACAACAUCUCAGUGUUCAUGCUGUCCACGUAUCAGACGGACUUCAUCCUGGUCCGAGAGCGAGACCUGCCCAUGGUCAUGCACACGCUGUCUUCCGAAUUCACUUUACUGCGGGUGGUCAAUGGCGAGACGGUCGCUGCACAUAAUCUGGGCGUGACCAAUGGCUUUGUGAAGCCAAAACUGGUGCCCCGUCCCAUCAUUCACCCACUAUCCAGCCCCAGCAACAUGUUCUGUGUGACCAGCUUGGACCCGGACACGCUUCCCUCAGUAGCCACCCUCCUCAUGGACGUCAUGUUCUACUCCGGAGGGCCGAAGGAAUCGGGAGCAUCCGGCGAGGAUGCCAGCCACAUCCGCUUCUUCUCCUUCUCGCUGAUCGAAGGUUAUAUCUCUUUAGUCAUGGACGAACAGACCACUCAGAGGUUUCCAAACAACGUCCUCUUCACCAGCGCUUCUGGUGAGCUAUGGAAAAUGGUCCGAAUCGGGGGACAACCUUUAGGAUUUGACGAGUGCGGCAUCGUGGCUCAGAUAUCGGAGCCGCUGGCGACUGCCGACAUUCCAGCUUACUACAUUAGUACCUUCAAGUUUGACCACGCCCUGGUUCCCGAAGAGAACAUCCAGAGCGUGAUUGGAGCGCUGAGGACGGAGAGCACGGCGUAGCGAAAUGGGAAGAAACUCCAUGGUUUAUCAUUUCCAAAAAGUGCCAAGAGCUUCUUAGUGGACUACUGAGGAGCGGCUCCGAGAGGAAGGCGUUAACCACAAAGAGGGCGGGGUUUUCGCCUUUGUUGUUCGGCCAUUUUUUUCUCUAGCAUCCCGUGCUGGCCCACCCUGGUAGUUGUUGCUUUAGCUGACCAGACUGUCCUCUCUGACGCUGCUUCUCUCCCUCACAUGCCUACUGUGUUAGUUCCAGCUCCCUCUAGUGGAAGGAUGACGAAUGUACUCUCAAAAGAAAUAUUACAACUCAACCUUUUUCUUUAGUUUGUUUUAGGUCAGGUCAUUUUGUCAGUGCCAAGAUGUUUUUGUUUGAAUGCCGAAAGUGAUGAUGCCUUUUUGGUGAAAAACGUGUGCAAUUGAAGGAGGCCAACGCGUGGCGUCGAAGGCGUUGAAACGUGAAGUUAAACCACCAACCAAUUUCAAACUACCGCUAAUUUUGUAGGUAGUACCAGAGCCGUAACAGAGGUGCGGCGGCGCCGAUUAAGUGCAGUUUAAGACCAGACACUUCUGCUACUCCAGCGAUUGUCGUGAAGAGAAGAUGGUGGGCUUCCUUUACGGCAGCGUCCUGCGUCGCUGGACGAAUAAUUGCUGUUACAGCUCUGAGGCGCCCACUUUUGUCGGGAUGUACGUGAAAUAAGCGAUGAAUGUUUUGAUGCGUUCACACUGCGAGCAACAAGUCACUCCCCCGACUGAAGGAUUUAGCGGGUAAAUAUGUAGCAUUAAUCCAUAUGGUGACUACUUGAUCUGGAAGGAAAGAUUCUGCAAGACUUUCAGUUUUUUUUUCCUUUGUUGAUGUUGCUUUUAAUGUUUUAUUGGUAGCUUGGGCUAAGCUAACUUUCCAUUCAAUAUGUUUUGUAUUGUGAAAACAAAUGUGACUCAUGCGUAUGCUACUUCUUUUUUCACCCCCAAAAUAUUUGUCUGAAAUCGGUUAGCCCGCCAACCUUCAUCAAAUCGAGCUGUUUACUGCUAAGUAGCACAUUAGCAUGACAUGCUAAUAAACAUCGGUGUGCUAACAUAGUUUAGACAUUACCACACAAAAUGCUUACAUUUUCACUUAUACACUCGCUGAGGUUGAAAUUGGUUAUUUAGCUACAUGAUUAUGAAAUGAGCACGUUGUUCUUGGGUAAAAUUGUAUUCCAAUUUUUUUUUUUUUUAGCAAGGGAGAAAAAUUUAGUCAGUAAAAUGAUCAAAAUCAGCUAAAUUCUACCAAGAAUUAAAUCCCUGAAAAUGUCUUCACUAAAUUGUACUUAUUUAUUUUUGUUUCAAAAAGUAUGAAAUUGACCUUUUAAAAACAUAAUUAGCUAAGCUCAACCCAAAAAGGUGCUAGCGCCACCGAUUACGUCCACCGUAUGCCACAGUAAUACAAGGUUUUAGUAACACUAUGUCCACAAUGGACCCAAAAAACGCUCACAAGCUAAUGCUAAUAAACAUUACCAUGCUAACAUGAAUUACAGUCAUCCCUCAUUUAUCGCUGUUAAACAAUGCACAGGAACGGACAUAAGAGACAGCCGCCACUCAUAGCAUAUAGCAAGCUACUGAGCUAACAAGUUAGCCUCCAAUUUAUUUGUUCUAAACUUGAGACAGUAUUUCAAAUGGAGUGGGGGGGGGUGACGGCGUAAGAAUUCAAAAACGUGUUUUUCCAUUUCUCCACGGAAUGGGAGAACUGUUUUCCACUCCAUCAUGGCGGACAUUCCGUGGCUAACUCAUUGCAGUGUUAAUAUCUCAUCCAUGGAAAUUUACGGACGGCUAGUGACCACAAUACUACAUAUAACACAAUAUUUUUGACCUCAUAAUAGGCCGUAGUCGAUGGCUUAUUCAUUUUUUAAACAGUGCAAUACAGCGGGGGGCAGUGAUGUUUGAACCGCAAUGUAGCGAGGGGCGACUGUAUGGCUACAUUUCAAAUUGUUAGCAUGCAUUUUUAGAUUUUAUGCUAGCCGAGUACGGUUGAAAAUUGAAGUUUAAAGGCAGAAAUAUGGAUUCAGUCACACUAGUUAGCUUAACUUUUUCCCAUAACAAUAACAAGUCUAAACAUUUCACAUGUUAUUUAUUUUACCGGCAAAAGGUUAGGCGAGUAUCGAAGUUGCCCUUAAAUAAAAAAUAUGAAAUAUAAAAAAAGUUAGCUUAGCUUUGGCUGCUCGCGCCUCCAAACACGUACAUUGUAUGUUUGUGUUUUUGUGGACAGUUGCCAAGCCUAAAUGGAGCUAAAGUGAUGUAAGGGAUGUUGCUCCCAGUGUGACCUGGCGACCAUGUCGUCGUUUGCGUGUUGAAGUCAUGUAUUACUGAGCCACUUUGGACCAUGUGACGGUGUGCUAAACUUAAUAAGCUAACAUUCACACGAGGAGGGGGGGGGUGGUAACGCUCUGCCCCUUCGCCCCCAACCCUCCUCCCCCCACCUCACUUGCCCCAGUCUGCACUUUAUUGCAGGACCCCCCCCAGCCCCCUUUUCAAUCCCAAUAGGCCUGCUGUACUGAUGUGAAAACAGGCGGGAGCGCUAUAGAUCUUAGCAAGAAUGGGAGAUUAUACUAUUGGUCUUAACAUUUACAGAUGAUCACCUUUCUUUUCUUUUGCUUCUUUGAGCUUCUUCAGCACACUUUGCACCUAACACCUGUUCUUCUCUUCAGACCCGACUAGUUGCAAGAAUGCUGUCAGUGUUCAAAUACCAAGAAGGUGACAUUUCUACUGAUUGUGUCCAUUUCAAACCAUCUUGGAUUUUCGUUUGGAGACUUUUGUGUGUCAGGGGAUAAAAAGAUUCAACUAAACCACAUUUUUGUUUUUCCAUUUUUGUUGAGCUGUGAGUUUUGCGUCGUUUGUACGGUCUUUGCUUACCAACGGAGGAUUGAUUGUCCGUCACUAUUAUCUGUUCCCAAUGUCUACUUUAAUCAAUAAACUGCUGACAUGG
Messenger RNA from Doryrhamphus excisus (bluestripe pipefish), 4132 nucleotides. RefSeq names its product cytosolic arginine sensor for mTORC1 subunit 2 (gene castor2). Gene Ontology annotation, biological process: negative regulation of TORC1 signaling. The record is from RefSeq and is a predicted model, not a curated record. Lineage: Eukaryota; Metazoa; Chordata; Actinopteri; Syngnathiformes; Syngnathidae.